This is a messenger RNA of Talaromyces proteolyticus, 315 nucleotides long. RefSeq lists its product as uncharacterized. Lineage: Eukaryota; Fungi; Ascomycota; Eurotiomycetes; Eurotiales; Trichocomaceae. The transcript is spliced from 3 exons. The coding region runs from base 1 to 315 and encodes 104 amino acids. The record is from RefSeq and is a predicted model, not a curated record.
AUGAAGAUUGUCAUCUUUCUUGCUGGCUUAAUUGCUCAAGGCGCGCUUGCAGCUCUUACUGUUAACUUCUACUCUGAUGCAUCUUGUACAGAUGUUGUUGAGACCAUCCAUCCUACUGCGAACUACGCAGUAUUCAAUGCUCCCGCAGGAGUCUUGUCCGCUUUAUGGACUGAUCACACCGAUAAUUAUGAUGGCUUUGAGAACUGGUUUACUGGUGUAACUCCUCCGGACUCUUCAGAUACCAAUUGGUAUUCAAAUCCAACAGGGUGUAUUGGUGGCGCAACUGGCUCUCGAAUAAUUGUCAUGGCCGACUGA